AUGGGUUCCCAAAAAGCAAACUUACCACCUCAUGUUCUCAUAUUUCCCUUGCCAAUCCAGGGCCAUGUCAACUCCAUGCUCAGGCUGGCGGAACUUCUUUGUCUCGCUGGAUUAGACGUAACUUACAUUGUCUCCGACUUUUGCCAUAAUCGCCUCCUCAAGCACACUAACGUGUCGUCGCGUUUUGCUCGCUAUCCUGGCUUUUCUUUCCAACCCAUAUCCGAUGGGCUUCCAGAUGACCACCCCAGAGCAGGUAAGGGAUUUGUGGAUAUCAUGCCGGCUAUAAAAAUGGUGACAGGGCCGCUAUUUAAGCGGAUGAUGAUCGAGAAAAGUUGCUUUGCUUCUUCUGGUAUCCGAAGGCCUGUUACUUGCAUCAUAGCUGAUGGAGUCUUGAGUUUUGCCGGUGAUUUUGCUGAAGAGAACGGAAUUGCCCUCAUCUAUUUUCGCACCGUUAGCGCCUGCUCAUUUUGGGCCUGCUUUUGUAUACCUCAAGUCAUUGAAGCUGGAGAAAUACCCCUUAAAGGACAUGGAAUGGACCUGGCAGUCAAAAGCGUCCCAGGAAUGGAAAAUAUUCUUCGGCGUCGGGACCUGCCUGGUUUUUAUCGUGUCAACGAUCUGGACGACACUACUUUCCAAAUAAUCAAAACGGAGACUCAGCAAACCCCGCGAGCCCAGGCGGUGAUACUGAACACAUUUGAAGACUUAGAGGGACCAAUAUUAUCUCACAUUCGUAAACACAUGCCUAGAUUAUACACAAUCGGACCAAAUCAUUUCCACCUAACGGCCAGGCUGGGAGCAAAAGCAACAGAGACUGAAACUUUAAUUUCUUCGGCCAGUAUAUGGGAAGAAGACAGGAGCUGCUUGGACUGGCUUGAUUCACAGCCUCCAAAAUCGGUAAUUUACGUCAGCUUCGGGAGCAUUACGGUUGUGAGAAGAGAGCAACUCCUGGAAUUUUGGUACGGACUGGUGAAUAGUGGGCAGAGGUUCUUGUGGGUCGUCAGACCUGAUUCCAUUAUGGGAGAAGGCGGCGGAGGUAAGAUUCCAGCCGAGCUAGAAACGGCUACAAAAGCAAGGGGUUAUAUGGUGGGUUGGGCCCCGCAGCUAGAAGUCCUGAAUCAUCCUUCUGUUGGAGGAUUUUUGACCCAUGGUGGUUGGAAUUCGACUCUGGAGAGUAUGGCGGUCGGUGUGCCAAUGUUAUGUUGGCCAUAUUUUGCCGACCAAACGAUCAAUAGCAGGUUCGUGAGUGAAAUUUGGAAGAUUGGAUUGGACAUGAAAGAUACAUGCGACAGAGUCAUCAUCCAGAAAAUGGUGGCAGAACUCAUGCACGUGAGGAAGGAUGAAUUCUUGAGAAGGGCAGAUGCCAUGGCAAAAUUGGCAAGAAAGGCUGUUACUCAAGGUGGUACUUCGUAUGAUAACUUGGACAGCCUCGUUGAGUUUAUUAAAUCUACUAUUAUAUGA
This is a messenger RNA of Coffea eugenioides, 1458 nucleotides long. Its product is annotated as 7-deoxyloganetic acid glucosyltransferase-like. The transcript has 2 exons. NCBI's taxonomy places the organism in Eukaryota, Viridiplantae, Streptophyta, Magnoliopsida, Gentianales, Rubiaceae. Gene Ontology annotation, molecular function: UDP-glycosyltransferase activity. Bases 1 to 1458 code for a protein of 485 amino acids. The record is from RefSeq and is a predicted model, not a curated record.